AUGUUCGUCGUAGAAGACAAGGGCAGUGCCAUUGCUCUCAUGUGUGCUGCCCUCCUCUUCCUGGGCACAUGGCCAGCAUUGCUCACCCUCUUGGAGCGCAGAGGCCGGCUACCGCAGCACACGUACCUUGAUUACUCGAUCACGAACCUCCUCGCCGCGGUCCUCAUUGCACUCACCGUGGGCCAGCUUGGGGAGAGCAAGCAAAACAUACCCAAUUUCUUCACCCAGCUCAGUCAGGAUAACUGGCCUUCGGUGCUGUUUGCAAUGGCAGGGGGCCUUGUGCUCAGUAUUGGGAACCUUUCUACACAAUAUGCUUGGGCAUAUGUGGGUCUCUCAGUUACUGAGGUUAUCUGCGCAAGCAUGGUUGUUGUAAUAGGCACAACACUGAAUUAUUUCCUGGACAACCGCAUCAACAGGGCAGAUAUUCUUUUCACUGGAGUGGCUUGCUUCCUUGUUGCAGUCAUCCUUGGGACUGCUGUACACUCUUCUAAUGCAGCUGACAAUGAAGAAAAACUAAGUGAAUCCACAAAUGGCUACAACCUUGGGAAAAAUGGAGGUAUGGAUCCAAGCAAACAAGGUAUACAUGAUGCACUAGAGGUGGACAUAGAGAACGGAGCUUGCGCAGAAGAGGGCACCAGAGCUGAAGCAGGAACCGCAGAAUACCUAAUUGAGCUCGAAGGCCGGCGUUCGGUUAAGGUGUUUGGAUCAAGCACCCUCAAGGGGCUUGGGCUGGUUUUCUUUGCCGGGGUGUGCCUCUCGCUCUUCUCCCCGGCACUCAACCUCGCUACCAAUGACCAGUGGCACACCCUGAAAGGCGGCGUCCCGCAUCUGGUUGUGUACACCGCCUUCUUCUACUUCUCCAUGUCGUGCUUUGUCAUCGGUGUCGGGCUCAACAUCUUGUUCCUCUACCGCCCGAUGGCCGGCGUGCCGAAGUCGUCCUUCAGGGCCUAUCUGGGUGACUGGGAAGGCAGGCAGUGGGCUCUCCUGGCCGGCUUGCUUUGUGGUUUGGGCAAUGGCUUCCAGUUCAUGGGUGGUCAGGCUGCUGGUUAUGCUGCUGCUGAUGCUGUUGAGGCAUUGCCACUUGUGAGCACAUUCUGGGGCAUCGUGCUUUUCGGGGAGUACCGCAAGUCGUCCAAGAAAACCUACACUCUGCUCGUGUUGAUGCUGCUCAUGUUUGUCGCGGCUGUAGCAACGCUCAUGGCUUCAGCAGGUCACAGGAGCACAAAGUGA
Molecule: messenger RNA, 1230 nt
Organism: Triticum turgidum subsp. durum (durum wheat)
Lineage: Eukaryota; Viridiplantae; Streptophyta; Magnoliopsida; Poales; Poaceae
Source: the annotation of a GenBank genome assembly